Molecule: messenger RNA, 866 nt
Organism: Sabethes cyaneus
Lineage: Eukaryota; Metazoa; Arthropoda; Insecta; Diptera; Culicidae
Exons: 2
Coding region: 302-814 (170 amino acids)
Source: RefSeq, a predicted model, not a curated record
UCGGGACAGUCGUGUUAAUGUUCGAGAUCGCUCACGUGGACGGAGUCGUCAGCCUAGCAGAAGAAGAAGUAGGAGUCGCUCAGUAUCGUUUGACAGGAAAAAUCGUUCCACUUCAAGGCAUCGUAAUUUGUUUUGCAAUUUCUGUCGUAGGAGUGGCCAUACAAGGCGUUUUUGCUACGAUUUGAAAAACAAGAGGAAGACAGUUAAGUUUGUCGAUUCUCCAGCAGCUAAACCCAAGUUGACCGAUUACCAGAAGAGUUUGAGGCGUCGAUUGAAUCGUUCCGUCUCGGAUGAUGAAGAUAUGGACUGUAUGAUGAUUUCGUCAGUCAAUAAAAUCAACGAACCGUGUUUCCGUAACGUUUACGUUGACGGCUUGCGGUUAAGAAUGGAGGUCGAUUGUGGUGCUGCAGUUUCCGUCAUCAGUUUGGAGAUGUACGAGGGAGAAUUUGACCAUAUUCCUUUGGAAACUUGCGACAAGAAAUUGGCAGUGAUUAACGGUAGUCGUUUGAAGGUGGAAGGACAAAUUACAGUCCGUGUUGAGUUUAACGGACAGAGGAAAACUGUUGAGCUAGUUGUUUUGAGGAGCGGUAGUGACUUCACUCCUUUGCUUGGACGAGAUUGGUUGGAUUUGUUUAUUCCUGACUGGAGGAGAGCGUUUGGAAACAGCAUCAAUCAACUGGUAGUUUGCCCGGACCAGAUUGUUUCUGAGUUACAGAGUUUCCGUCGGAGGUCGGGUUUAUCUGGUGCACCGCAAUCAGCUGAAGCUGUUUGGCACCCGCAAGAAUCGUUACGGUUUGAUUUUUGCGAGGGAUGAGGAGAUUAGUAGUAACCGAAAACGAGCACGUGACGAUGACGAUGAAGGCGUU